Messenger RNA from Tripterygium wilfordii, 1867 nucleotides. RefSeq names its product probable protein phosphatase 2C 5. The record is from RefSeq and is a predicted model, not a curated record. The coding region runs from base 242 to 1513 and encodes 423 amino acids. The transcript is spliced from 8 exons. Gene Ontology annotation, molecular function: protein serine/threonine phosphatase activity. NCBI's taxonomy places the organism in Eukaryota, Viridiplantae, Streptophyta, Magnoliopsida, Celastrales, Celastraceae. Gene Ontology annotation, biological process: protein dephosphorylation.
AGGACAUGGAAGUCAUUAUGGAAACCCCGCGUCUCUCUCUCUCUAGAUUUCUCUUCCAAUCAAAUGGAAUCACAGAGACACCUUUAUUCUCUCUAUCUUUAGGCGCUAGGGUUUGUUCCUUGUUGUGAGAGUUUCGGAGUCGAGGAGCUUCUGGAUGAGUUAAUUUUCAAUGCUCGAUCUGUUGUUGCCUCUCUAUGUUUCAAUUAAUUACGGAUUUCGACAUGUCUAGAUCGAAACUAGAAUGAGCCAGGCUGAAGUAUCAAGGAUGAGGCCUUCACUUGUUCCGCUUGCGACCUUGCUCGGUCGUGAGAUGAGGAAUGAGAAGGUUGAAAAACCUUUCAUUAAAUAUGGGCAGGCUGGUUUGGCAAAGAAAGGGGAGGAUUACUUUUUGAUAAAAGUUGACUGUCAGAGGAUUCCAGACAACCCUUCGACGUCAUUUUUUGUCUUUGCGAUUUUUGAUGGGCAUAAUGGUAUAUCGGCCGCUAUCUUUGUGAAGGAAAAUUUACUGCGUAAUGUCUUGAAUGCCAUUCCCCAGGGCAUUAGUAGGGAAGAAUGGCUUCAAGCUCUACCUCGGGCACUAGUUGCGGGUUUUGUUAAAACUGAUAUAGAGUUUCAGCAAAAAGGGGAAACUUCUGGGACAACGGUGACUUUUGUUGUGAUUGAUGGGUGGACUGUGACUGUUGCGUCUGUGGGGGAUUCUCGAUGUAUAUUGGACACACAGGACAGCGUGGUUUCUCUUUUGACUGUUGAUCACAGACUAGAAGAGAAUGUCGAAGAGAGGGAACGUGUCACUGCAAGUGGGGGUGCAGUAGGAAGGCUCAAUUUUUUCGGGGGCAAUGAGGUUGGCCCUCUCCGGUGCUGGCCUGGUGGAUUAUGCCUUUCGAGGUCCAUUGGUGACACGGAUGUGGGAGAGUUCAUUGUCCCAAUACCACAUGUCAAACAAGUAAAGCUUUCAAAUGCUGGAGGAAGGCUUAUUAUUGCUUCAGAUGGCAUCUGGGAUGCUCUAUCCUCAGAUGUGGCUGCCAAGUCUUGUCGGGGUUUACCUGCUGAGCUUGCUGCAAAGCUGGUCGUUAAGGAGGCUCUAAGAUCAAGGGGCCUGAAGGAUGAUACAACCUGCCUGGUUGUUGACAUAAUACCAUCUGGUUAUCCUGUUUUACCUGCGACACCGAUGAAAAAACAGAAUGUGCUUAGUUCACUUAUCUUUCGGAAGAGGUCUCAGAAUUCUUUAUAUAAAACAAAUAAGCCAUCUGCUGUUGGAGUUGUGGAGGAGCUGUUUGAGGAGGGCUCUGCCAUGCUUGUGGAAAGGCUGGGUAAGGAUUUUCCUUCAAAUGAAGAUUCUGGAUUAUUGAGAUGUGCAGUCUGCCAGGUGGAUCAAACCCCAGCUGAAGGUUUGCCAGUGAACUCUGGUACAUUUUUUUCACCUCCACCUAAGCCAUGGGAAGGUCCGUAUUUGUGCACAAGCUGUCAAAAAAAGAAGGAUGCCAUGGAAGGAAAAAGGCCAGACCUGCAUUGACCUCAUAGUUUUAUAUCUGGUAACAGAGUAAAUGUUAAUAUUAUUCUCUCUUUGGCAGUGUGAGCAUGGUUGGUUUUACUUGCUUCGUGAUUUUAAUACCCGUAAGAAAUGAGGUAUGAGUUAGUACAGAGUAGGGUUUUGCUUCCCAAUUGUUUGUGCCAGUUCUGGUUUGUGCUCCGCUGCUCUACCGACCGACAGAACGAACUGCCAUCUGAUAGAUAUGCUUUGUGUUGGUUUGAUUGCUAACAGCUUGAAUAUGUAAUUACGAACGAAGAUUUAUUGGUGCUGUGUUUAUUGUGGCUGCUUUAUAUAUGCCUAAUUGGGUAAAAUACACAUUCCCUUUGGUUUUGAAUA